AACCAAGGAGCCCUUAGAGGAAGCGGAAGAAGCUGGGAAGGAGCCGAGGGCGGAAGUGGCGCUGAUUGAGAUUUGGAGUCGGAGUAAAGGGGAUACCGAGUAGGAGGAAGACAGGUCGUGGCGGGAGCGGAGGCGACGGUCCCGCAGGCGGGAGCGGCUGGCAAUUGGAUAUUCUAGCCAAUUGGGAAGCCUUGCCUCCUCCUCCUCCUCCUAGGAGCUUGAGAUCCUCGUAACAGGCUAUGGCAGGCCGCGGUGGAGCUGCAAGACCAAAUGGACCAGCUGCAGCAAAUAAGAUCUGUCAGUUCAAACUGGUGCUUCUGGGAGAGUCGGCCGUCGGAAAGUCCAGCCUUGUGUUGCGCUUCGUAAAAGGACAGUUUCAUGAGUACCAGGAAAGCACUAUUGGGGCUGCUUUCCUCACACAGACCAUCUGCCUAGAUGACACAACAGUCAAGUUUGAGAUAUGGGAUACAGCUGGGCAGGAACGUUACCACAGUUUGGCACCCAUGUAUUAUCGGGGUGCACAAGCAGCUAUUGUUGUUUAUGACAUCACCAACAUGGACACUUUUGUGCGAGCCAAGAACUGGGUGAAGGAACUUCAGAGACAAGCCAGCUCGAACAUAGUCAUUGCCCUGGCAGGAAACAAGGCUGAUUUGGGCAGCAAGCGAGCUGUUGACUUCCAGGAGGCCCAGACGUAUGCAGAAGAUAACAGCUUGCUGUUUAUGGAGACAUCAGCAAAGACAGCAAUGAAUGUGAAUGAAACCUUCAUGGCAAUAGCUAAGAAACUCCCCAAAAAUGAACCACAGAGUGCAGCAGGGGCAGCGGGCAGAAAUCGAGGUGUCGACCUUCAAGAGAGUAACCAGUCCAGCAGGGGGCAGUGUUGCAGCAACUGAGGGAUCGUUGCCAGCUCCUCUGAGCAGCCCCAACUGGAAUGCGCCUGAACCGAUCCAUCGCACUUACAGGAGACCAGCUGCCAGGAUCCCCUCUUCUUUUCUCCCAGUCUCCCUUGGCUACUGUGAUUCCCCCCCCUCUCCCCCUCUUUACUCUUCUGAUUUGUACUAUGGCAAGAGGUGCAAAACAAACAAAACCAACCCAGCUGCUCCUCUUCAAUAUCAAUAAUGACAUCCUAUUUUUAGAAGUCUUACAUGUCUUUUUAAAAACACAAAUGAACUGCGGCACCCUCUUCCUGCUUUUCAUGGGUAGGUGGUGAUGUGUGUUUUGGCCUCUCGUUUCUUCUUUCUCUGCCUUUACUUUGUGAUGGGUUUUACGGCCUUGUAUUUUGCUUGCAGCUGCUUGGAAGAAAGACGUUCUUCGUCUGGGACAAGGUGUGGCUUCUGAUGCAUCUACGUGAUGAUUCAAAGCCACUGCAACUAUUGAAAUCUUGGUAGCUGUAGGCUGGGGAAAGUGCCAAGAGAGCUGUGAGUUGUAGAAUUACUAUUCCCAUGAUUCUUUCAAUAGGAGUCAAGUUUAGAUAUGGUAUAGGCUUGCCUUUUAGAGAGCAGGUCAAAGAAUAUGCAGGUAAACCACUGAAUGAAAUCGUAGCAUUAAUGCUAGAUUGAGAGAAACCUCUAGCCUUUAAACCUUGUUUUGACCAAACCAUAAUUAUGAGUAUUCGUGGGAGCGAGAGGGUGGGGAGAGCUGAUUUUCUUCUUUAUUUUGUAAUCUACUUUUCAACAUAUAACCAAUCAGUAUCUCUUUAAUUCCAUAUACCAACUAGCCUUGCACCCGUCUCACUUGCUUUGGGUGUACCAACUACAUCUUUUUUUAUUAUUUACAUUUUGGAUCUACUGCACUAAUUCAAUGUGUUAAAGAAAAAUUGUAUUAUAAUUAUCACUUUUUUGAUGAGCAACGUGAUGCCACUGUAGCAUAAUGUUGGUGGGUGUACAAACGCAGCAGGUAGGGAGAAUGGACAAACAGGCUGAGGGGGAGGAGAAAUAAUGUGUAUUCACAUACAGACAAAAUGUUGGUAAUUCCACUGAAUAAGACUGCAGAAGGGAGAUCACAACUUUUGCUCCUCAUCUAGUGCCUGAGGCAAUUUUGUCUUACUCAUAUUGGUAUUUAAGAGAAGGAGUCAACGUCAGUCUCUUCAAUGCAAAGUUCCAGUUGUGUAUGAUUUAAAAAAUAAAUUUUUAUAAAUCAGAAAUUGA
Pogona vitticeps (central bearded dragon) is the source of this 2144-nucleotide messenger RNA. RefSeq names its product RAB5C, member RAS oncogene family (gene RAB5C). NCBI's taxonomy places the organism in Eukaryota, Metazoa, Chordata, Lepidosauria, Squamata, Agamidae. The record is from RefSeq and is a predicted model, not a curated record. Gene Ontology annotation, molecular function: GTPase activity; GTP binding.